Salvelinus fontinalis (brook trout) is the source of this 4556-nucleotide messenger RNA. Its product is annotated as zinc finger CCCH domain-containing protein 13-like. Bases 339 to 3572 code for a protein of 1077 amino acids. The record is from RefSeq and is a predicted model, not a curated record. Gene Ontology annotation, molecular function: GTP binding. The transcript has 6 exons. Lineage: Eukaryota; Metazoa; Chordata; Actinopteri; Salmoniformes; Salmonidae.
GCAUUUAUUUGUAACAUCUCUUCUGGAUUAUCUUCUGAAUUAUAAUUGUCAUAGGAUGACUGACCUAGGUUAGAUGAUAAGACAGGAGGCAACCCAGCCCACAUUUCCAGUUUAACUUUCAGGUGUGUUAAUCAUGGCAGUUAGACAGACUGGGUGUGAGAGAAAAGCCAGCGGCUACACACAAAGACACACACCCUUACAUGUUAUUCCCAUGCUGAUAACUAGUGGUAUGGAGAACAAAGUCAUUUAUUCACGCCAAUGAACAUCAACUUGACCAUCAGGCAUACUGUAAGUAAUACCUCUUCAGUAUCUGUAACCAAUCUCUGUCUCUUUCAGCUAUGACUGACGUCCUCCCCGGCAGCCAUGCCGGAACUCCAGAGCCAGAGCUCCGCCUGGUCCUCCUAGGGACCAUCGGCUGUGGCAAGACCCUGUCAGGAGACACCCUCCUGGGACAGUCCUCCUCCGGCUCUCCUUCCUCCUCUGGUUCUUCCCCCAGGCUUUGCCAGCUGAGGCGUGGGACCUCUGAGGGCCGGAGGUUGACUGUGGUGGAGGCCCCUCGCUGGUACUGGAGCGGGGGCCACAUGGAGGCUGGGGUGAGGAAGGAGACAGAGAGGGCACUUGAGCUGGCUGCCCAGGGGCCACACGCCUUCCUGCUGCUGGUUCCUGUCGGCCAGUUCACUGAGGUGGAGCGCAGAGUGCCCGCUGAGCUGGAGGAGGUGUUUGGGGAGGGGGUGUUGAAACACACCAUGGUGCUGUUCACCUGUGGAGACUACCUGAUGGGCCGGGGGGCGGGACAGUACCUGGAGGGAGAGGACUCUGGGCUCAGGGAGGUGAUUGACAGGUGUGGGGGCCAAUACCAUGUCAUCAACAACCGCCGACCGCAGGACAGGGAGCAGGUCAGGGAGCUGCUGGAGAAGGUGGAGAACAUGGUACAAAAGAACAGAGGAUGCUACAUACGACAAAACACUCUGCAGAGAGAGAUGGAAGAACAAGCGAUGGAGAGAGAGAGGGAACUGAAGGAGAAGGUGGACGAACAAGCGAGGGAGAGAGAGAGGGAACUGAAGGAGAAGGUGGAAGAACAAGCGAGGGAGAGAGCGAGGGAACUGAAGAAGGUGGAAGAACAAGCGAGCGAGAGAGAGAGGGAACUGAAGAAGGUGGAAGAACAAGUGAGGGAGAGAGAGAGGGAACUGAAGGAGAAGGUGGAAGAACAAGCGAGGGAGAGAGAGAGAGAACUGAAGAGGUACAAAGUGAAGGAGGAGAAAGAGACUGUGCUGGAAUCUAGACACGUCACAAACACUGAGGCACGCAGAUAUUGUGGAAGCCAGAAAAGAGAGGUUACAUCUAACUCUGCUAUAGAGAGGAGAAGAGAGGAAGAGAGGGAAGAGAUCAAGAGAGGGGAAGAGAGUGAGGAGAUGGAAAACUGGAAGGAAGAGCUGGAGAAGAUAAAGAAAGAGAGGGAUGAGAUAAUGAAGAGCAGGAAAGAGAAGGAAGAGAUGGAGAGAAAAAUAGAGGAAGAGUGGGAGAAGAGAAGAAAAGAUGAGAUGGAGAAGAGAAUGAAGAGAAGGGGGAGAGAGAGGGAACUGAAGGAGAAGGUGGAAGAACAAGCGAGGGAGAGAGAGAGGGAACUGAAGGAGAAGGUGGACGAACAAGCGAGGGGGAGAGAGAUGGAACUGAAGGAGAAGGUGGAAGAACAAGCGAGGGGGAGAGAGAGGGAACUGAAGGAGAAGGUGGAAGAACAAGCGAGGGGGAGAGAGAGGGAACUGAAGGAGAAGGUGGAAGAACAAGCGAGGGGGAGAGAGAGGGAACUGAAGGAGAAGGUGGAAGAACAAGCGAGGGAGAGAGAGAGGGAACUGAAGGAGAAGGUGGAAGAACAAGCGAGGAGGAGAGAGAGGGAACUGAAGGAGAAGGUGGAAGAACAAGCGAGGGGGAGAGAGAGGGAACUGAAGGAGAAGGUGGAAGAACAAGCGAGGGAGAGAGAGAGGGAACUGGAAUCUAGACACGUCACCAACACAGAGACACGCAGAUAUUGGGGAAACAGGAAAAGAGAGGUUACACCUAACUCUGCUAUAGAGAGAAGAGGAGAGGAAGAGAGGGAAGAGAUCAAGAGGAGAAGGGAAGAGAUGGAGAGGAAAAGAAGGGAAGAGGGGGAAGAUAUGGAAGAGAAAGUGACUGUGAAACCCUUGGUUAACUGUCUUCAAUCAACACCAACACCAACACCACAGCAGCAGCCAACAGAGCCCCAGAAUGGUGGUUCAGCACUGUUCACGAGGAUCCCUAGUUUCCAUCUGACUGAAGAGGGCGCUAUACUCUCACAGCUGUCUGAACUCGAAGCAAAACCAGCCCAGAAAGUUGUUAAUACCUUCUGCCACAGAAUCAACAGCUUUGGAGAGAAGACAACCUCCUCCUCCUCCUCCUCCUCCUCCCAGUCAGAGUUGCGUGUGGUUCUGCUGGGUAGGUCAGGGUCAGGGAAGAGUGCAGCAGGUAAUAUCAUACUGGGUCGGGAGGAGUUUGUGUCUCGACCAGACAUUACCACAGCCGUCACUCAGGACUGUCAGAAGAGCAGGGCCCUCGUCGCCGGGAGACGGGUGGCAGUGGUGGACACUCCAGACUGGUUCCGCUCCGAGCACCCUCCAGACGUGGUCCGUUCCCAGCUGUCGUCCUGUGUGGCCCUCUCGGCCCCUGGCCCCCAUGCCUUCAUCCUCUGUGUCCCCGUGGACCAACCAGCCCAGGCAGAGCUACAGGCUCUAGGGGCCCUAGAGAAAGUCUUUGGUCCCGGGGCGGUCCGGACCCACACCCUGGUCCUCUUCACUCACUCCGAUCGGUUGAAGGAGAGCGGGAAAGUGGGAGUGGAAGGAGUGGAGAAGUAUAUUUCCAGCCAGAGGAGAGAUUUGUUGGAGUUGGUUAAACGAUGUGGGGAUCGGUAUCAUGUGAUGGAGAGAGGGAGCGGAGGAGAAGAGGAGGAGGAGAGGAAGAGGAGGAGUGUGGUGGAGUUAUUGGAGAAGGUGGAGCAGACGGUGAGAGAGGGAGGAGGAGAGUGUUUCUCCUGCCCGCUCUUCCAGGAGGCGGAGGAUAGGGUGAGACAGCGACAGAAGGAGAUAGUGAGGGAGAGGAGAGGAAGAGGAGAGGAGGUGAAGAGACAAGCGCUUCAUUCCUACUCCAUGCAGCCCUUGAGAGAGACAGAGGAAGAGGUGGAUGAGGAGGAGAUAGAGAGAACGAGAGAGGAGGCGGAGAAGAGUGUGAGCGCCCUGGAAUUGGAAAAUCUUCCCUCGCUCUCGUCCUCCUCUGCAUGGUCUUCGUCGCUCCUUCGCUCGGUGUGGGAGAUGGUGGGGGCGGGAGCAAGUAAGGUAGCGAGUAAGGUCCCCAAGCUGACGGCUGGAGGUGCGCUGCUGGGUGGGGUGGUGGGCGUCUUCUUUGGAGGGCCCAUAGGGGGCGCUAUAGGAGCCACUGCUGGAUCUGUGGUCACUGAGGUGGGGAGAAGGAGGUUUAGCAAGACAAAGAACUCAGCAGAAGAGACAGACGCCACAGGAAGAAUAGAGGGAGAAAUCUUGGACAAAGUGUUGAAAACUGAGUGAGAGAGUCAGAUCCACACAAGUUGAUAUGGAUGUACAGUACAGCAUUUUAUGAGAGAUUAUGUGAUAGGUUUCUACCAACAAUAUAUCCACAGGUGAUUGCCUGUGACUGUGCAGACAUUGUAUAUAUCUGUGAUUAUAAGCUGGGUGGGUCGAGCCCUGAAUGCUGAUUGGCUGACAGCCGCGGUAUAUCAGACAGUAUACCACGGGUAUGACAAACAUUUAUUUUUACUGUACUAAUUACGUUGGUAACCAGUUUAUAAUGGCAAUAAGUCACCUCGGGGGUUUGUGAUAUAUGGCCAAUAUACCACGGCUAUAUACCACGUUGCGUCGUGCCUAAGGACAGCCCUUAGCCGUGGUAUAUUUGCCACGGCUUGCUUCUGAAGCUAAGCAGGGUUGGUCCUGGUCAGUCCCUGGAUGGGAGACCAGAUGCUGCUGGAAGUGGUGUUGGAGGGCCAGUAGGAGGCACUCUUUCCUCUGGUCUAAAACAUAUCCCAAUGCCCCAGGGCAGUGAUUGGGGACACUGCCCUGUGUAGGGUGCCGUCUUUCGGAUGGGACGUUAAACGGGUGUCCUGACUCUCUGAGGUCAUUAAAGAUCCCAUGGCACUUAUCGUAAGAGUAGGGGUGUUAACCCCGGUGUCCUGGCUAAAUUCCCAAUCUGGCCCUCAAACCAUCAUGGUCACCUAAUAAUCCCCAGUUUACAAGUGGCUCAUUCAUCCCCCUCCUCUCCCCUGUAACUAUUCCCCAGGUCGUUGCUGCAAAUGAGAACGUGUUCUCAGUCAACUUACCUGGUAAAAUAACGGUAAAAAAUAAAAAAAUAAAAAAAUAUAUAUAUAUACCACACCACCUCGGGCCUUAUUGCUUUAACAUAAUGUUGGUAACUUUGUAUAUUGUAUAUCUGUGAACUUAAUGUUGGUAACAUUGUACAACAUAUGCUGAUGUGUAAGUUGUUUUGCGGCAAAUACAGGUUCUCAUUGACUACUUUAA